Molecule: messenger RNA, 288 nt
Organism: Dibothriocephalus latus
Lineage: Eukaryota; Metazoa; Platyhelminthes; Cestoda; Diphyllobothriidea; Diphyllobothriidae
Source: the annotation of a GenBank genome assembly
AUGCUGCCAACAUUCUGCGAACACUGUGGCUCCCUGCUGUUCGGCCUGAUGCGUCAGGGUCUGCAGUGCGAGGUCUGCAAGACCAACAUCCACAAACGGUGUGAACGCAACGUUGCUUCCCACUGUGGUGUCAAGACACGCAAUCUCAUUACUGCCAUCCGUCAGUGCGGCCUCAACCCCUCUGAUCUCGGCUUGACCGCCGAGGCAGUCGCUGCGGCCAGUUCUGCAGUGCCGCGUUCCGUACCACCUGGUCUCAAUCUCAAGGAUACUGGCAUGUACCCAAGGUAG